CCUCGUCCGAAGACUACGCCUCCAACAACAAUUGUAACUAAAACAUUAUUAUAGACACUGGCAUUUUGUGAAUAAACGCUGACAUAAAAAGACCUAAUAAAAAGUUCCAUUGUAAAAAAUUAAACAUUUCAGCUAAAUAACAGAAGAAGAAAAACAUUCUGCGAAUUAAAAACAAUUCCUCGCAUAUUAAUUUUAUAAAUCAAACUCAUUCCAAUUCCAAAAACAACCAUAGAACGCAACAUUUCAAGCUUCGAACAACCAUAGACAAGACAUUGAGAGUGUAAACGCUAAAAAAGAUAGGGAAAAUACACCAUGCGUGUUUUUUGGCGGGUCGAGAUGUGGUGCAGGCGGCAGGCUGCGGCGGCCAUCUUGCCGCUGCUGCUCGCUGGGUGGCUGAUGGGAGAGUCUUCACAAGCACUUACUACCUUUGGGAAGAGUAACAGUAACACGCAGGCACCGAAGGAAGUUACUCCAACCCCACCACCAGCUCGACAAUGCCAGCGGCAAGCAGAAUGUGCUGGGAUCAGCGGAACAUCUUGUGUGAGGACCCAUUACGACGCCACAACCAGGUGUCUGUGUGGAGACAACCUGCCACCCGUCAAUGGACAGUGCGAAAACGCGCAGACCAAGAACCUGUACCAUAUCUGUAGCAACAGUGAUGAAUGCAACGAGGGUCUCAUCUGCCUGCAGCCGAACAUCACGUUCUCGACUCCACACCUGCGCGUGUACACACCACAAGACCGGAUCUGUCUCUGCGACAGCGAGAACGGAUACAAGGAGAAGGAGCACACGUGCAACGAUGCAGACAUUUUGAAGACAUCUCUAUUCGCCAUCGUCGUGGUGUCCUGCAUAAAGAAGCUAGUAUACUAAGUCCACCAGCUUUUGUAGGUCCUUGUAAGUUUAAGUUUAGUAUAACAUAUGCUUUGUUCUGGAUUAGGAGCCGAGGUUCGCGCCCAACUGGGCACCCUCAGGCCUGUUGUCUUUUAAAUUUCUUACCGGGUGAGAUCCCUCAGCGCUCCCCAUUAGUCCGGCCAAGUAGUUAAAGCGGCUAAAUCACGUCUAAAAAGAGUUUUGUUUAACGAACUGGUUUUAUUUUUCUGUCAACAACCCGUAAACCACAGUCAGGUAGUUAAAUAGGUAACCAACCUCAUCAACCCUGGUGUCAGGGUUAUUAUUGGGCAAAGGCCCCUGUCAUGGCUCAUGUAACGAUCACUCAUUUACAUCAGUAAAUAGUAACCGGGACCAACGGCUUAGCGUGCCUUCCGAAGCACGGAUCAUCUUACUUUCGGACAAUCAGAUGAUCAGCCUGCAAUUUCCAAAGUGAUUUUUGUGGUGCGUCUGACGGGGAUUCGAACGCAGGACCUCCGCAUCGGGAACCCAACUCUCACGUAUUGCACCACAGGGGCCGUUAAAGUCAAAGAAAUUAAGUACUUACUUGCCAACUUAAUUUUAGUUAAUGCGUUCCUAAUUCAGAACAAAUUCGUUUUAAUUUUAUUUUAAUAAUCAGGUUUAUUUUUCUUUUUAUAUGACGACUUCUUGACGAGAUCAUUAUAAUUUACGUAGGUAUUUUCUAAGUAGGUAACACUGAACUUGUGCCUAUGUGAACGAAAUUCGUCCAGAGAAUUGUGAUUGUACAUAUUUUAAAUGUUUGUAACAAUAAGAUGCACCGUCUAUUUAUUUUAUUUAAUAAUAAAAUUUAUUAAGUAAAUUUUAUUAAGAAUAUAAUUAAACACAUAAUAACGGGUUCUUACCGUGUCUAAAUCAGGGCGAUAUGGGACUCCCGAUAUUUCGACACUGUUGCAAGUGCCACGAUCACGGGAUGACAUAUCCCUGAUUUAAACGCGGUAAGAACCCGUUAUUAUGUGUUUUAAUUAUGAUAAUAACCGCGUAAACUUAAAACAUAGAUAUAAUUAUCAAAUUAUGAAAUUAUAAUGCUUUUAGCCGUCCUAACUUUUAGCCUAGAAUAAGGAAUAAUACUACGUAUAGAACGGCAACUCUCCGCUCCCUACCAGCGUCUGAGCUAAGUUUACCUCACCCCUCGGUCUUACUUUAGUCUUAAAUCGUAUGGCGUCAGACGUCACACACACAGAUGCGCGUGUACGAUAACGUCAAUGUGUAGUGUCUGUGUAAAACGAGGUUGUUUGUAUGAAGUGUCCAGGGUGUGCAUUUAGUAACAGCCAAGCACAUAAAUUUUCAUAUUUAUAAGUAGAUUUACAUAAAGAGUAUCAAUGGCUAAACGAAUUUAGGUAAGUAGUUUGGAAGCUUAAGUUGAGAAUGGCUUACCUUUAGAAUAUAUUGACCAAUACAUUAAAAAAAUACAAUUUAACAUGCAGUAGAAUUAGAUUAAAUAAACACACACACUAAUUCAAUUUAAUUUUACUUAUUAAUAUGACUUGAUAAUAUAUUUAAAUAACUACCCUAGAUGAUUUUUAGGGUUCCUAACCUCAAAACGUAAAACGGAACUCUUAUACUUUUACAUAAAUAAAUAACUUUUUUUCUUUAUUGAUUGCGCUAUUUGUUGGUACCUACACAUUGGAAAUUUAAUGCAAAAGAUAUAAUACCUCAGUUGAUAUUGUUAUACCUUAUAAAUAAUACUUAAAUCGUGUAGUUUCAGUAAAUAGGUAGGUACAGUCAUGAGCAAUAUAAUGUACCCACUUUAGGACUCUGUCGCACUAACAUAUUUGACAUUUAGUGAGACUUACAGUUCAAUUUGUCAAAAAAGUUAAUGUGACAUGGUACCAAAGUGACCGUACGCCAACUUUGUCGUCCGUGGUAAGUUUUCUCGAGAAAUAGGUACCACAAUAAAGUUGAAACUAAGCGAAAUUCCAAACUCCAACGGGAAAUAGACAUGUGCCAUGUUUAUCAAAACUUACAAGUCUACACGUUCACAAGCUACAAGUAAGUAAGUGUAAAUUAUACUUGUGAAAUAAAAUAUUGACACUUGUGACAUGUAAUUCACACGUGUAGUUUUGAUAAACACAUUCUUGUAAUAAUGAAAAUUUGUACAAGACAAUUUAUUGUAAUACAGGGCUUGUAAGUUUUUAUAAACAGGGCACUGAUCUU
This is a messenger RNA of Pectinophora gossypiella (pink bollworm), 3063 nucleotides long. RefSeq lists its product as uncharacterized. Lineage: Eukaryota; Metazoa; Arthropoda; Insecta; Lepidoptera; Gelechiidae. The record is from RefSeq and is a predicted model, not a curated record. Bases 313 to 870 code for a protein of 185 amino acids. The transcript is spliced from 5 exons.